ACGAGCUACAAGUCUCUCUUGGCCGCUCUUCCAUGGGCUACCAAUCGCUCGCCGAGUCACUCGCACAAACUCCGAGCGCCGCCGCCCUACCUCCUCCGUCACCACCACUAUCAUCACCUUCUCUUGGCCCCCGGAAGAUCGCGAGCAUCACCACCACCACCGCCAUUAUCAUCGCUAAAUGUGUCAGCCGAAGACAAAGAUGGUCUUAUUCUUCAAUUUACAAUGUUCCGGGUUUUUGCAUCUCAUGAUGUUCGUUACCACCGACAACAAUUUUGCUCAAGCGGGUUUUUUGUCUCCAUUGACGCUGCAUUUUGUCGAGGAUGCAGGGCAACUUGCUUUAAAUUCUUCCGGCCAAAUCUUAGUUCACUUAGUCGGGCGGAUAGAUCCCCCGUCUACCAUUUGAGUAAAGCAGAAGCCAAACUAUGAUGAAGUUCCGGAUUGUUUCAAGCUGUAGAAGAUUUUCUUCAAGCAUCUCCCAACAGUUUUCGGGCAUUGUGGAAUCUGUUCUGACAAGAUGGUCUGACGUAGCGGUGAAGAAGGUGCAGAGCUUCGAGGGGGUUUCUCUUGCGACAAUUCUUGAGCUUUUCAAUUUUCUUCCGGAAUCCAUUCGUGGACUCCGGAGGGUUAAGGCGUUGAAUUCAGAUGAUGUGUUGAAAAUUUUGGUGAGUUGUUUGGAGGAAUGCAGAGUAAAGGCUUUUGAAGCGAACAUUGUACAUUCUGCGUGGAACCUGUUCAUCUGGGCUCCUAACCAAAACCAGUUUGGUUAUUACCACCUUCCUCAGUCAUACAACGUUAUGCUUUCAAUGCUAAUUCGUGGCGGGAUGAUCCGGAAGGCAGAAUCUCUUCUUUUAAGGAUGGAUACUGAGGGAAUUGUAGUGGAUUCAGGGAACUUGAUUAUGCUCUUGCAAGAGUAUGGUAAUAUUGGUGACAUAGAUAGUGCCCUGUCUAUGCAUGAACGGAUGAAGAAGAGAUGUUGCUCACUGAAUUCUUCUUGCUACAAGUCUCUCGUUAAUUGUUUCAUCGGAAAGAAGAUAAUCCGUCCAGGGCUAACGUUUCUAGUGGACCUGCUGGAGAUGACGCCCAAGAUAGAAAGUCAGGAUUUUGAGUGUGUCAUUGCAGCACUUUGUGAGGAGGAAAGGAUUCAAGACGCGACUGCGGUCCUGAGAAAGAUGGUUGAUUUAGGAUUCGAGCCAAACCAGUAUAUUCUUGAUAAGAUUUCAUAUGGGUAUUGUGCGCAGGGUGAUUUUGAGGGGCUGUUAAACUUUUUGAACGAGUACCUACACGAACCGAUUGAUAAUCGAUUAUGCAAUAAGAUCAUAUAUUCUCAAUGCAGGGUUUCGGGGUCCGAAAAGGCUUUCAUGCUGAUGAAACAAUUAAUCAAUUUAGGUUUCGUUCCGGAUGGAAAAAUUUUCAGCAUUCUAAUAUGUUGGUGUUGUAGGGAAGGAAGACUUCGAAACGCCAUGAUGCUUUUCUCUGAACUUAUUUUAAGACGACUGAAACCUGAUUUUUACGUUUAUAAUUCUAUGAUUAGUGGCCUUUUCACUGUCGGUCUAGGACAUCACUCAAAAGAAGUUUUCUUUGAUAUGAUCGAGAGAGGGAUAGAGCCUGAUAUGUCAACACUUAGAGUUCUCUUAGCUGGUUACUGCAAAGAGCGGAAAUUUGAUGAUGCAAAAUGGGUGGUGCACAAGAUGGCUAGUCUUGGUUUGGGUGUAUCCUCGGGGUCAGAAGACGGCCUUACGGCAAUAUUUUUGGCUUUGAAUCUUGUUUUUAACAGAGUUAAAAUCAAGAGAGAUAAUACAGAUGCUCUUUCCGGAGCAGAAUUUUAUGAUGCUCUUGGCAAUGGAUUCUAUUUGGAAACAGACGUUCAUACGUAUGAGGAAACCUUGUCUGCUAUCUUAUAUGAUGCAUUAAGUCUCGACUUUGAAUCAGGUAUAUUGAAAGAAUGGAGCAACGGAAAUGUGGAAAUUGCAUUGAAGCUGGAAUACCGAAUGGUGCGGUGGGGUCAACAGCCUUCGUUAGCAGCAUAUUCUGCCAUUCUUAAAGGACUUUGUGCAUAUUGCUCCGAUGAAGCAGUUGUUGGUCGUCUCCUUGAAAUGCCAAAACGGUAUCUCCAUCAGAUGGAUCGUGAAAUUCUUGAUCUUGUACUGCAAACACUCAUCAAAGGGAAAAGGACCUCUGAAGCACUGCUCAUAUUAGAGACUAUGCUUUGGAGGAAUCUCCCCAUCAAGAAUGGGAUGCAUAUGGCUGUGCUAACAGGGUUAUGCAAGGAGAGAAGACAAAGUGAGUUUCAGAAAUGCUGGGAAUUGGCACAACAGGAUGGGUGGGUUCCAUGUCUUGCUGACUGCAGAACUCUUGUAGACUGCCUCUGUGAACUCGGUAUGCUUAGGGAAGCUCUAGAAUUGCUUGAGAAUAUGUCGCUGAAUUACUCUGAUUCAGUUCCUUUUAUCUUUGGGUCGUUUAUUGAAGUACUUUGCUGCCAUCCUGGCUUUGCUAGGCCUGCCUUUCUGCUAGUUCAGGAGAUGCUUAAGAGGGGUUUAUCUGUUGAUCCUGCGCUGUAUAGCUGUCUUAUAAGAGGGUUGUACAAGGAAAACAUGAUUCUUGAAGCAAUAGAGGUACUUGAUGCUAUGAUAGAGAGGGCUCAAAAUCCCAUCUUAUGCAGAUCAUUUCAGUUUCACACAGCACAAAGGUUGGGUCACAUUUUACUUGAAAAGGUGUUGCCAGAUACAACAGUCCACAGUGUUCUCAUAAACAAGCUUUGCAGAAUGGGGAAGAUCUCAGAUGCAAUUAUUAUUUUCCAAGAAAUCAUGGCAACUGGUCUAUGCUUAGAUAAUGCUGCUUUUGACGCUAUUGUGAGAGCAAAUUGUUUAGAGAACAACCUGAAUGAAGUGUAUGGAAUUCUUUGUGCCAUGCUAAAGUGGGGCAUCAUCCCAUCCAUGAAGACUUACGGUAACAUAUUAAAAAUGCUUUGUUUGGGGGGAAAGGUAAUUGAUGCAGUAGCUAUGAAAGAUUUUUUGCUGAAAACAAGAGUGUAUUCAGAUACUUCUCUGUACAAUAUGCUGAUUUACCAACUUUUUCAAAUAAGUGAUCUACCUAUGGUCAUGAAUAUUUUGAAUGAAAUGCAUGAGAAAGGAUUGAAUAUGGAUUCUGUCGGCUAUAAUAUUCUUGUAGUGGGCUUUUCUAAAGCUGGGAAUGUCUCUAACUCGUUGGAGUUCCUAGAGACUAUGAUAAAGAAGGAUUUGCGACCAAGCAAUCGUAGCUUUAGGACUAUAUUUGCUAGUUUGUGUACCUUAGGCCAACUUGAUAAAGCAUUAGAAUUAAGCUACAAAAUGGAAUGUAGAAGAUGGGCUCACAGUUCUCUUGUUCAACAUAAACUUGUCCAAGGUCUUCUUGAAGUUGGUAGAGUAAGUGAAGCAGAGCAGUUCAUGGACCGGAUGGAAGAGAAGGGCUUAGUUCCUGAUAAUAUCAUUUAUGAUGGCUUAGUUAGGCAAUUCUGUAAGCACCAACGGCUAGGAAGGGCUGUUCAUCUUCUCAAUAGCAUGUUGAGGAGAAGUAACCUGCCUACAGACGCUACUUAUAGGAUGAUUAUUCAUGGAUUUUGUCAUCAAAAUUCACUAGAUCAUGCUCUCAAUUUUUAUGCUGAAAUGUUGCACAAAGAUCUUGAACCAGGUGUUGAUACAUCUGGUGCAAUAAUUUAUGCACUUUGUGACAGUGGACGAGCAGAUGAGGCAUGGGAGCUCUUAUCUGAAAUGCUGCAACGAGGCCAAGACCCAUCAGUUAUGAUGUAUGAAUCUGUAAUUGAUAGUUUUUCCAAAAUGAGCAAGCUUAAGAAAGGCUCUGGAGCACUGAGUGACAUGCAACAGCAUGGCUACAGGCCUGAUUUUGGAACUCACUGGUCUUUUAUAGGUAGCCUAGCAAAGACAGAUGGCAAGGGCAAUCAAAAGAAGAGGUUCUUAUCUGAAUAUCUUACUCACAGUGGAUUCUCUUUAACAAAGUCUUUGGACUUGGGAUAUAUGGCUAGAAAGUAAAUUAUUAUUGGAAUGGAUCUUCCCUUGGGGACUUCUCCAUUUUUUAUUUUUCUAUAUUCCAGCUUGAAUUUUUUACUCUCUCAAUCAGAUUUCUUUGAUGGAACUGAACUAGGAAUGCUAGCCAAAUGUGUAUGUGGUUUCAUGAGAGUUGGAGGUGAAAGGCAUCAUCUGGACAACGCUGUAGCUUGUUAUUCCAAGGAAGGAGUGUAGUCCAAAACCUUGAGCAUAUAAUCAGGCUUCUGACUCAUAAUACUUGAAAUAAUGAUCAGAAAUGUAUUUAUACUUGAGGUUUCUGUUCAAGCUUAAAGAGAAUUAUAGAAGGUCCUUGAUAACUUGGACUUCUGUGGCAACAAGAAGCUGCCUUUGUCUGAGGUGAACACAGUUCCAUGCACAUACAAAUUUGUUUUAAGUGAAGGCUUUUUUGCCAUGGUUUUCCAUUGUGGAUGGCAGUACUGUAUAUGUGGGUGGUAGAGCUAUGCAGAAAUCACAGGUACUCUUCCACGAGCCCAGAUCUGACUUAGAACUUUCCAAUGCAACUCCCACGCAGUUGCUUACGCUCCACUACAUCCACAUUGGGAACCUAAUCACACAUACCUCUCACAUGUGAUUAGGUUUCCCUUCCACGCUGCUCCACUAUCUCCUGAUCAGCAGAGAAAAGAGAGAAAGGGAGGGUAGAGGAAGAAAAAAGGUGGGAAGAAAUGGGGGAGAGAAGAGAAGAGGUCACCGGAAAGUAACGUCAGCCACUGGCAGAGAAGGGUAGAGAUCGCUAGCUCUGAUACCAUGUUACAACCGGCAGUCUUAGAGAGAGAAAAACAUCUUAUUUACUAGCCCUAAUCUCUUAGAUUAGGGCAGAGGUAGAUACUUACAAAUAACAUCAACCAAAAAUAGAGAAAUGUUUAAAGAGAACUCCUAACUAUUAAAUAUUGCAAAGGACCACCUGGAAACUUGAAGUCUUUUAAUUCAACAUUAUCUACCAUUAUACUAUACUGAUAGAAAGUGUUCCUUUUCCAGACAGGGCAAAUUGUAAUAGAUUGACAUCAACCUGCAAAGUUGUUAAUUUUUUUGGCUUAGAAAGCUGGCAGUUCAUUAAGAAGAUAGCAAAUUGAGGCGAGACAGAAGGUUUUGGUGGAUAAGCAGUUGCUUAAUAUUCAUAUGAGGCAAAGGGUAGAGUAAUUUUUUUUUUCAUGUAGUCUUUGUUAACGUGGUAGCAGUCCAUUUAAAUGACACUCACCUGAAAUGUGUCACUGUUUCCAAUUUAUUCUACUUCUAUUGUUGCAAUAUACUUUAUGCAUCCUUAAUGUGGAUUUCCAUGUCAAUUUCCACAUUAGGAGUUGCAAUAGUUCAAUAUUCAUCUUCGAUUGAUAAUAAUUAUAUUUUUUUGCUUCUUAUGCA
Nymphaea colorata (pocket water lily) is the source of this 5417-nucleotide messenger RNA. Its product is annotated as pentatricopeptide repeat-containing protein At5g15280, mitochondrial. Bases 423 to 4025 code for a protein of 1200 amino acids. Lineage: Eukaryota; Viridiplantae; Streptophyta; Magnoliopsida; Nymphaeales; Nymphaeaceae. The record is from RefSeq and is a predicted model, not a curated record. Gene Ontology annotation, molecular function: protein binding. The transcript is spliced from 4 exons.